AUGAAGUACUUAACAUCAAAGGAUGAGUUUGAUGCGGAGCUGGAACAAGCUGGAAACAAGCUGGUUGUAAUAGAUUUUACUGCAACUUGGUGUGGCCCUUGCAGAACUAUCGCUCCUGAGUUUGAGAAAUUGGCAGCCCAGAUCCCUGAUGUCAUUUUCGUGAAGGUGGAUGUCGAUGAGGCUGCAGAACUGAGUCAACAUUGUGGAAUUUCUUGCAUGCCAACAUUCCAAUUUUAUAAAAAUAAAGUGAAGGUUGCAGAGAUAACAGGUGCUGAUCUUGGGAAACUCAAGUCAACUGUGGCUGCGAACAAGUAA
Knipowitschia caucasica is the source of this 315-nucleotide messenger RNA. The record is from the annotation of a GenBank genome assembly. NCBI's taxonomy places the organism in Eukaryota, Metazoa, Chordata, Actinopteri, Gobiiformes, Gobiidae.